Andrographis paniculata is the source of this 1520-nucleotide messenger RNA. Its product is annotated as V-type proton ATPase subunit D-like. Gene Ontology annotation, molecular function: proton-transporting ATPase activity, rotational mechanism. The record is from RefSeq and is a predicted model, not a curated record. The transcript is spliced from 3 exons. Lineage: Eukaryota; Viridiplantae; Streptophyta; Magnoliopsida; Lamiales; Acanthaceae. The coding region runs from base 509 to 1294 and encodes 261 amino acids. Gene Ontology annotation, cellular component: proton-transporting V-type ATPase complex; vacuolar membrane.
ACCACCGCAACCGUUGCUGUUUAAUUUUCCUUUUUAGUUUAGCCGGUGGUCAGGUCAAUCCGUUGAAUGGAUACUUAUCAUGGCUGUUGGUGGAACUUGGAAGGAAAGUAGGAGCAGUAAUUAUUUCUCGUCUCACUAACAUCUGCUCUGCUCCCCCGUUCAGCUUCAGCUUCAGCUUCAAUUUCCACUUCAACUUCGACUGCAUGGGGGUUUUGCAGUAAAUGCAAAAUGCUUUUGCAACUCCUCCCCAGCCCAGGGCGACUCAGAGUCAGCGACCCGGCCUUACCUACGCUACAGUAGCUUCUCGCGUCUCCCCCUCUCCUCCUCCUCCUCCUCCACCACCACCACCGCUCCUGCGCUGCGCUACCACACCUCCGACGCCCCGGAUCUCUCCGCCACCUUUAUCCUUGCUUCCUCCCCAAAGGCUCAAUUUCACCCUAACUGAAGAUUUCCAUCCCGUUGAUUAGCUUGGGCUGGCCUGACAUAUUUUGUUCUCCAGCCGUUAAACAUGUCCGGACAGAGCCAGCGCCUAAAUGUUGUGCCUACCGUUACUAUGCUUGGGGUGAUGAAAGCUCGGCUUGUUGGGGCCACAAGAGGGCAUGCGUUGCUCAAGAAGAAGAGUGAUGCAUUGACUGUGCAGUUUCGGCAGAUUCUCAAGAAAAUUGUGUCCACCAAAGAAUCGAUGGGGGACAUCAUGAAAACUUCAUCCUUUUCCCUUACCGAAGCUAAAUAUGUUGCGGGUGAGAACAUCAAGCACAUUGUUCGUGAAAGUGUUCAAAGUGCUGCACUCAGGGUUCGAUCGCACCAGGAGAAUGUUGCAGGUGUGAAGCUCCCCAAAUUUGAGUAUUUCUUUGAAGGGGAAACCAAGAAUGAUUUGACUGGACUGGCAAGAGGUGGCCAGCAGGUUCAAGCUUGCCGUGCAGCUUAUGUGAAGGCCAUUGAGCUGCUUGUUGAGCUUGCGACCCUCCAAACGUCCUUCUUGACACUCGAUGAAGCAAUCAAGACCACAAACCGUAGGGUCAAUGCCUUGGAGAAUGUUGUCAAGCCGCGUCUAGAAAACACGAUCAAUUACAUCAAAGGAGAGUUGGAUGAGUUGGAGAGGGAGGAUUUCUUCAGGCUGAAGAAGAUACAAGGAUACAAGAGACGGGAGGUUGAGAAGCAGCGGGAGGCUGCCAUUGCAUAUGCUGAAGACAGGGCUGCUGAAGAAAUGUCAUUGAAGAGGGGUAUUUCUGUUGGUGCUGCCCAUGACAUGUUGUCCCGAGCAACGCAGAAAGACGAGGACAUAAUCUUUUGAAAGUUGAAAUGUUGGUCUGGUAUUGUUCAAUUUUAAUACUCCUACUCCAUGUGCCGUGCUGUGAUGUUACUAUCUGCUAUUGGCUUCCCCUCCCCUACCCUACCCUCUGAAUCGAAUAAGAGCCGGUGGUCAUUGGCUUGGCUCCCGUUACGGUGAUCUGUGUUAAUGAUGUAAUUGAAUCAUAUAUACCUCCUGUAGAUUAAACUGUGUGAGUGUUGUUACUUUA